UCAGAGACUCUGACAGUUCAGUGUGAAAGCCAGAGACAGAGAACAACAAUGAUUACAUUCAGAUGGAUUUACAUGUUUUUAUUUCUGAUUCUGGUGCUUCGUUUUACAGUAACUGUACAGAAUCCAACCCCGUAUGCUGCCAGAGUCGGAGUUGCUGUCUCGCUUCCUUGUAAAGGUUUGAGAGAUUAUCAGUGCAGCAGUAUUACCUGGAUCUUCAGUCACUCUGGCAGAUCAAUAACGCUGCAUGAACAUGGAAAGAUUCUUGAAGCUAAAUCAGGGCAGCUGAGUGUUGGAUCUAACUGUUCUCUGAAUAUAAAGAUGGUCACACUUGAGGAUGCUGGUCGUUACACCUGCAGACAGUUCAGAUCAGGACAGCAACACGGUGAAGACACUGUGUAUGACAUCUCUGUUGUUAAUGGUGAGGACACAAUCACAGCAACACCUAAACAAAUGACAAUUAAAACAACUAAAGCACCAACAACAAUGACAAAAACCACAACAGCCUGGACGCACACAACAGCAACUGCAGUCAACUGUCCAACAGCAAAACAAGACUGGUGGUUGAGGCUCACCAUUGUGUCUGUGGGUUUAGCUGCACUCAUAAUAAUUGUUGUGGCCGUCAACAUGUGGAUGAGAAAUAAAGAGAAGAAGACACAGAUGGAAGAAAUCGCUGUGCGUUAUGAUGAAGAUGAUGGUACAGUGAACUAUGAAAACAUCACACCCUCUGAUAGAGUUUGA
Molecule: messenger RNA, 738 nt
Organism: Plectropomus leopardus (leopard coralgrouper)
Lineage: Eukaryota; Metazoa; Chordata; Actinopteri; Perciformes; Serranidae
Source: RefSeq, a predicted model, not a curated record